AUGAUGGUGAACACCUUCCCUUUCUGCGAAGAAUCUAAAUUGAGGGACAAAGUGAUAUGGCGGUGUACUUCCAAAAAGACUAAUUGCAAGGCCAGGAUACAUAUGCUCGGUGCAAAUGUGGUAGCAGUAAAAGGCAUGCACAAUCACCCUCCGAGGGCUCUCUGCCUGCCUGCUCGACGACCGAACGCGCGCAAACAAACUGACGCCGCUCCAAGCGCAGUGACCGCGCCGACACCUAUCACUAUCACCAACAUCGACGCAUUAACCAUACAAUCCACAGAGAUUGAAUGA
Messenger RNA from Arctia plantaginis, 291 nucleotides. The record is from the annotation of a GenBank genome assembly. NCBI's taxonomy places the organism in Eukaryota, Metazoa, Arthropoda, Insecta, Lepidoptera, Erebidae.